AUGUUGAUGCUCGUGACUGUAGUGAUGAUUGACUACGUGCCUACUGAGGCUACGAGUGAAUCAGAUUUUUACGAACAAUUAUUUAAAAAAACAUUUCAUCAAGACAGUCUGAAAAUAAAUCGAAAUCAACCUUCGAGGUUCGAGGAUGAAGAAUACAGAGCACAGAUGAAAAUAAAAAUGAUAAAGAAAAAAGAAAUAGCAAAGAAUAUGACACAGAUGACAUCGACUCAAGAAACUAUGAAACAGCAAACUGUGAUACAAGACAAUGUGAUACAUAAGACACAUAAAGAAUUGAAGGUUAUCCACGAGUGUACUCCAGAUGGCAAGAAGUGUUCUGAUUUUGAAGUAGAUUUCACAGACAGAGAAGAUCACAAUACACAACUGGUUGAUGGAAUGUUUGUAAAUACAGACAACGAAAUCACUAGUAUUCAGGCCCAUGAAGUAGAAGACCCAUAUUUUCCAAGUGGUGCCGAUGCCCAGAGCGAUCCAGUACCGAAUAAUAGUGACGAAGACGCUGCAUUUUCAAGAUAG
Arctia plantaginis is the source of this 531-nucleotide messenger RNA. NCBI's taxonomy places the organism in Eukaryota, Metazoa, Arthropoda, Insecta, Lepidoptera, Erebidae. The record is from the annotation of a GenBank genome assembly.